This is a messenger RNA of Danio aesculapii, 2015 nucleotides long. RefSeq names its product shootin 2 (gene shtn2). Lineage: Eukaryota; Metazoa; Chordata; Actinopteri; Cypriniformes; Danionidae. The coding region runs from base 64 to 1752 and encodes 562 amino acids. The transcript is spliced from 17 exons. The record is from RefSeq and is a predicted model, not a curated record.
CAGUCAAGCAGAAGCAGAAACAGAAAGAGAGAUUCGGGAGAUCAGACGUCAACAAGAAGAACGAUGUGGAAUCUGGAAUCAGUAUCAGAUUCUGAGGAGGACAACACACCAUCCUCAGAAGAUGAAAGAGACUUUGAGUGCCAGAUUCUGGAGAAAGAGCGAGAUGAGGCGAAUGAAAAGCUGUCAAGGAUGGAGGAGGCCUCUUCUCAUCUGCUGAAGGAGCUGGACGUGUUAGAGAUGCAGUUUCAGAUCGAGCGCUCCUGUAGAGAGACCGCAGAGGCCUACGCACUGAAGGUGUCAAAAGACUUCAAGGUAUUAAAGAGGCAAAGCCAAGCUGUACUUCCUCUAAUUCAAGAUAUGCCAGAGAAUCUCUCCGCCCUGAAGCUGGACUCUGAGGCUGAUCUGAGCUCUGACUCGGUCCCUGAGGAAGGGAACAGCGAAGAUCCGCUUCUCAUGAGCCAGAACCAAAUUAGAGAACUCCAGUCAUCUGUGGAUCGGUUGCUUGGGGAGAAAAUUCAACUGUGUGCACAGGUGGACCUCCUUAAGAAAGAGAAGGAGGAUCUGAAGGAGAAGCUGGUUUUGGAGGUUGGAGAGAAAGAGGCCCUUCUGAAGAAGCUCAGUAAACAAAACAGGACUGUGAAUAAAAUUAAGAGAGUGUCUCAGCUUGUCACGGAUGAGUUUACUGAGAUCUCUCAGAAGCUCGAAAUGGAGCAAGAUCUCAGGCAGCAUGCUGAAGUUUUUGCACACCAGAUGCUGGUAAAACAGAAGGAAACCCAGCGACAGAUUCAAAAUGCAGAGACUGAGAAACAACUCCAGCAGACUCUGAGUCAAGUGAGUGACAUCAGCAGAGCUCUGGAAGAGAUACGACUCUGUUACCAGAUGCAGAUGUCUCAGACAGCAGCGGAGGAUCUCAACGCUCUGUCAGAUCUGACAGCUAUAAGAACAAAACUGGAGAUCAGCGAGCGAGAGAGGAGCGAGACUGAGACUCAGCUGAGAGACUCGCAACAAGCUGUUUCUGCACUUCAGGAGCAAAUCAAGCUGCUCCAGGAUAAACUGAGAGAGAAGGAGCAAAUCCCUUUAAUUAUAAUUGCCCAAUCUGAAGAGACCAAUGAAAAGCCGUCUGAUCCACCCUCACUGCCACCUCCACCUCCACCUCCACCUCCUCCUCCUCCUCCUCCUCCUCCUCCUCCUCCUCCACCAUCUUCAUUUGUGACUGACCCAUUAAAGUCCUUGAGGAACAGAAAGAAAGGAGGAGAAAACACCGCUCAAACUGCAAAACCCACAAUUACGGAGGAUAUGAAGGCCAGAGCUGUGGAUGAAAUGAUGGAGCGAAUCAAGAAAGGCAUUGUGCUUAAACCCGUCCUCAGACCGCCACAGGUUGCAUCUGAGGAUGAAAAUGCAUGGAAGGAGCAGAGAUCUGAGAACCGGAAAUCAGCAGUGCUGGAAUUGCAGGAGAUGCUGGACACUGUGAGGAGGCCUGCUCUUCGACGGGUGGAGUCUAGCAAACGCUUCAGCCGUAAUGUUGGGGAGGCGGAGCUUCAGAUGGUGCUCCAGAGACGGAGGCGGGCCAUGGGAGAUGAUAAAGUGACUCCGCCCUCUCCAACUAAACCCAAAGAUUCACCCGUCUUGAGCUUUUCGCCCUGGGCGGGGGAAAGUGGAAGCGCCCCUGUCCUCCGGAGACUUCAGCAGAACCGUGAGAAGAGAGUCUCUCGCAUAAAGGCUUCGGAGUCCAUUAUAUGGGAAGAAAAGUGAGGUUUUGAGGGGUCUUUUAGACUGACCUUCUGCACUUUUCAGAGGCACGAUGUUGAACUAAGUAUGACUUCAACACCUAUUUGCUUCUAGAAGCCUCUCUGAGUUUGUUGAGAGUAAAUGUCAUAAGGCUGAAUAAAACGCUAUGAAAAAAAAAAACCCAAGGACCCCUAGCAUUCAAAAGUGAAUUAUGAACAAAAUAAAAGACAUUCUUUCGGCACAUAUUCAGUCUCUUUUCUUUGCACCCCCAUCUGUGUUGGACGUUU